Gaeumannomyces tritici R3-111a-1 is the source of this 2785-nucleotide messenger RNA. RefSeq lists its product as hypothetical. NCBI's taxonomy places the organism in Eukaryota, Fungi, Ascomycota, Sordariomycetes, Magnaporthales, Magnaporthaceae. The record is from RefSeq and is a predicted model, not a curated record. The transcript is spliced from 2 exons. The coding region runs from base 411 to 2333 and encodes 640 amino acids.
GCCCAUUUGUACGGGUGGUCAGUGUGCCUUCCUCGCAUACCCAGAACGCACGUAUACAUCUCCAAUUGCGCGCGGGGUACCCACGCAUUUCUCACCUGGCCCAGGAACCGCGCCAAAACCGAUCCUCUUUGCUCUCCAUUUCGUCCCCUUCCUUUUCCCCUACCCACCAGUGCUUCCAAGCAUUUGGCCAGAGCCAUUGUGCACAGCAGUUGCUGAGCAAACCCCAGCACCACCAAAACCCACUCACUACCUUACACCACAGGCAGCACCCGAUCCGCCGCCCAGCAGUGAGCGUCUCCCAAAAUCCGCUCCAAGAAACCGAGGCCGCGUCGCCAUCAACUGCUGGGCCGCAUUUUUAUGCGCUGCCAAUCCCCUGAUCCCCAAAUCCCUUUCGAGGUCAAGUCGAAAUCAUGGCCGAACAGUGUAUUGUUUGUCUGGAGAAUCUGGACACAGCUGUGUCGGCGACCGAGGACGCGACGUCUGGAGAUGCUGCGGUUGGCCAGAGCGGAGGCGAAAGGAGCUUUGCCGCGGGCGAGCCCUCGUCAAACCGCGGCGGCGGUAGCAGCACCUCCGCCGCUAGCACCGUCCUCGAUCCCACCCCCGGCUCUCACCACCCCAACGGCGACGUCGCCGUCAUAAAUGCGUGCGGCCACAGCCUGCACAACUCCUGUCUGCAGGCAUGGGCUGCCAAGGCGAACAGCUGCCCCAUCUGCCGCCAUUCUUUCCAUUUGGUCGACGUUUACGAUAGCGUUGGAGGUAAUCUACUCAAGUCCUACAGAGUCGAGGACAAAAAGCAAGUCGUCGAGUUCGACCCGCAAGCAUGGCUCAACGAGAACCCCGACGACGAGGACGACGAGGAGACGACGCCCUGUCCUGUCUGCAACUCCGACAGCGACGAGGACGUGCUCCUGCUGUGCGACGGGUGCGAUGCAUCAUACCAUACCUACUGCAUCGGACUCGAGGACAUUCCUGACGGCUCGUGGUUCUGCAUGGAGUGCGCUCCUGUCCUGGGCGAUUUCGAGGAUACCCGUCCGCCUCGCCGCUCCAACAACCGCCGGCGCAAUGACUUCUUCCCGCGCACUCGUGCCACCAUGCGGCGUGCUCGGAGGCGCGCGCGCUCCGAUGAGUGGCAGGGCGCUUGGGGCGAGAUCACCGGCCGCGUCUUCGACGCUCUUGAUAUCGAUCUCGACUCCCACGACGGAGAUGAUGGCCUGUGGGAGUACCGCAGGUCGAGGCAGCUGCGUGAGCGGGAGCGGCGCGAGUACGAGAACUGGCAGCAGCGCAUUAAUAUCGCGUCGCGUCUCGGGCUCCGAGAAAUAUUCGCCGGGAACAUGCCGGCCUCGCUAAUCACCCACGCCAAUACCCAGCAGGCUGCCCCUCCACCUGAGACCCCCGAGGUGCAGCGUGCGUGGGCCACUCUCGACAAGGCCCGCGAGCAUAACGGCGAGGGCUCCAGCGGCCAUCGCAAGCGCAAAUCACGCUCUCUGAGCGCUUCGCCAACAGAGCCCGUCGCCCCGGAGCCCGAAAGGAAGCUGAAGCGGCCCCGCACUCGUCGCAUCGCGGUGACCGGUGAGGCUUCGUCGUCCAGGCCCGAGGCACAGGGCCCUGGCCGUGCUGUGGCCCCUGCGGAACCCACACCCAACGGCAGCGGCUCGGCAUCCAACGCCCGGUCGCCUCCGGCCAUGGAGGAGGCGCCCUCCUUCUUGUCGUCCCUUCUGAAGGAGGUCGAGAAUAGUAACCCGUCUGAUGACGAAGCCAUCAGGAACUUAUUUGGCGACAACCGCGGCCCGGUCGACGCCUCCUCGCCUGGCUCAUCGCCCACGCCUUCAGCAUAUAGCAGCCCUCGCGCGAACUCGCUCACACCGCCUCCCCAGCUUCAGGCCAGGUCCACCCGGCCCACCUCGCCGACAUUGUCACUGAGCUCUCACAUCGAACCCAUCUACCCCCGGGCGAACUAUAUUCCACACAGACCUGCCGCCGAGGCGAGCGACUCGGAGGCUCGGUCGCCGAACCAGGGAGGUUCGGAGCUUCGCCAGCCCCGGCCUAGAAGGUCUCAGGCCGUGAAGCUCCCUCGGUCGCCCGACUCCUCUCCCACCAGGCCGCAACUUCCUCUCGAGAUGAAGGAGAACAUCAGCAGCCUGGUUCGCACCGCGCUGAGCCCGCAUUGGAAGUCGAACAAGCUCACUGCCGACCAGUACUCCAGCAUCAACCGAGACGUGUCCCGGAAGCUUUACGAAGAGAUCACGGAUCCUUCGAGCGUCGACGAGGAUUCCCGUCGGGCUUGGGAGACCAAAGCCAAUCAGGAGGUUGCGCGCGCCGUUUCGGGUCUGUAGGCCUGAGCUCAUGAGCGACUUGAUGAAACGAAGGUUGCCCUCGAGGCUGCAUGAUAUGUAUGAACAGCACAAUAACGGCGUUUUCGGAUGGGAUGAUCUCGUUAGAUACCCAGGAGCAUCGCGGGGUUUUGGUCAGGUGACCCCAAGCUCUGGGGGCCUUUCUUCUUGUCAUAAUUGUUUGUUUUGAGUUUUUCUUGCUUGGUCUUUGGGCAUCUGUCUUUGGCGAAAUGGCGAUCUUUUCAGGCGAACGGGGAAGGGAGCAUGGAACAAGAUACCUCACGUAUCCGCCACGGAAGUGGUUGUGAGGGGAUCAUGUGUUUUUUUUUCGCCCAAGCACGGCGAUUUUUGUUGAUACUAGUUAUUCUCGAUAUGUCGGGACAUCCAAAGCUCAAGAUAAAUGCACACUGUUGGCUGCUGUACCAAAAUCUUGCUCGUCGGCAGUACUAGGAGAG